AUGGGUAAUCUAUGUAUGAUGUAUACCAUAGAAGAUGUUCGAUACUGGAAUUUCAUCGUGAAUAAUGCCAUCAAGUUGAACAUGGUACGUGAAUUGAAAACAUACGUAGAAUUCCUAAGAGAAAAAUGUGAUAGAACUCAACUAUACCAAAUUGCAUGGCAAGCAAUAGUCGAAGACGCCUUUCAUCAAGCUUCUAUCGCAUCAAGUGACAAUUUGGAAGAAAGGCUGAUAAGCAACUUUUUAAUGCUACAGUCAUGCCCUGUCUCCCAGUCUCUUAACUAUGAGAAAAUUAUGCAGUUAUGUCAGAAUUUAGGAAAGCACGAAUAUGCUGCAUUACUCUUACAAUAUGUACCAGAAGAACGUAGAAAUAGAUUUUAUGAGUAUUUUUCUACCAAAAACAGUAUAUUACGAGAUUUAGAAAAAUUGGAGAUGCGAGGCUUGUGUGGUACUAAAAAAGUGAGACAGUGGCUAAGUUCGCGCUAAGAGGUCAUAUUUGAUAUAUUCCAAUGUGCAUUUAUAUUUAAUCUUUUUUCAAUAAAUGAAGUUCCAUAAAA
This is a messenger RNA of Acanthoscelides obtectus, 554 nucleotides long. Lineage: Eukaryota; Metazoa; Arthropoda; Insecta; Coleoptera; Chrysomelidae. The record is from the annotation of a GenBank genome assembly.